AGUUGUUUGUGAUUUCUGAUUCGAGAUAUAUUUAUUUAUCAUAACAACAGUUUCACGGAUUAUUAAUCGGCUUUACGCAAUCCCAACGUCCAACUAUUGUUUAUUAAUUUGUGAUACCGUCUCGACUAUGACCCGAGCCAGUGGAAUUGAAUAAAUUUUGCGCAUUGAAUUGGAUAAACGACAAAUGAAAAUGAGAGACAGAGACCGAACAGAGCGUCGUCGUUCCAGAAAUCGUUCAAGAUCUAUUUCUCCAUCAGAGAGGAAACGAUCCCGGAGGUCUACAAGUCGCGGUAGAGAAACGAAAGACCGACGGUCGCCGCGUCGAGAUGCGCCUAGAGUGCGUGAAUCGAGUCGUGGCAGAGAUGUACCUCGAGAAAGAACCGAACGAAGAGAGAGAAGUCGCAGCCGGGAUAGAAACAAGUAUGCAACUUCCAGUAAAACUACCAGAGGUCGUGAAAGGUCCAGAUCACGCGAUCGAAUUGCCCGACGUGAUCGAUCGAAAGAGAGACCAAAAGAAGUUGUCAAAGAAAAACCGAAAGAGGAAGUGGUAAACGAAGUGGAAACGUUCGAUCUUACCACUCGCGUCGACAAGGAAGAAGAACAGCGACGCUUGGAGUUGGAAAUGACGAAAAGACGUGAACGUAUCGAACGGUGGCGCGCUGAACGGAAACGUAAAGAGUUGGAAAACAAGAAAGCAGGUGACAAAGCUCCGAUUGCGUCCGCUGCAAAGAAAUGGAGUUUGGAGAACGAAUCUGACGAUGAAGAGGAUGUGCAGAGGGAAAAGGAUAAAGAGAUCGAAAAGAACCGACGAAUUGAGGAGGAACCAGAAGAAGAGAUCGAUCCAUUGGAUGCGUUCAUGCAGGAAGUAAACAAAGAGGUCCGGAAGGUAAACAAAAUUGCAAAUCCUUUGGUCGGUGCCGCUGCUGCUGGUGGAGUUGUGGUCGUAUCCGGCGUAGCAAAGAAAACAGUUGACACGAAGAAAGGCGAAAUGAUGGAACAGAAUCAAGAUGGGUUAGAGUAUUCGUCGGAGGAAGAAAUGGAAGACAUCAAAGACACCGCCGCCAACUUGGCCAACAAGCAUAAAAAAGAAUUAGCCAAAAUCGAUCAUUCCGGUGUGGAGUACAUGCCAUUCAGAAAAGAUUUCUACGUUGAGGUGCCCGAAUUGUCAAAAAUGACCCAGGAGGAAGUGGAUGCAUACAAGAAAGAACUGGAAGACAUUCAAGUGAAAGGCAAAGGCUGUCCCAAGCCCAUAAAAACGUGGGCACAUUGUGGUGUGUCGAAGAAAGAAAUGGACGUGCUGAAGAAGCUCGGAUUCGAGAAACCCACACCCAUUCAAUGUCAAGCAAUACCGGCUAUUAUGUCCGGCCGAGAUUUGAUUGGAAUUGCCAAAACGGGCAGCGGAAAGACUUUGGCCUUUAUACUGCCUAUGUUUCGUCACAUCUUGGAUCAGCCACAUUUGGAAGAAGGUGACGGACCCAGUGCGAUUAUCAUGAGCCCUACCAGAGAACUCUGCAUGCAGAUUGGCAAGGAUAUCAAGAAAUUUUCGAAAUCUCUUAAUUUACGUGCUGUGUGUGUCUAUGGCGGAACGGGAAUUUCGGAACAAAUCGCUGAACUAAAACGUGGCGCCGAGGUGAUCGUCUGCACUCCAGGCCGUAUGAUAGACAUGCUGGCUGCGAAUUCCGGUCGGGUAACCAAUUUGCGUCGAGUGACCUACAUAGUAUUGGAUGAGGCUGACAGAAUGUUUGACAUGGGCUUUGAACCGCAGGUCAUGCGAAUCAUCGACAACAUUCGUCCAGAUCGCCAAACCGUUAUGUUUAGUGCGACGUUCAACCGGCAAAUGGAGGCACUGGCUCGAAGAAUUUUAAAGAAACCGAUCGAAGUGCAGGUGGGCGGACGAUCGGUCGUUUGUAAAGAGGUCGAUCAAAAUGUGGCCGUGUUAGACGAAGAAGCGAAAUUCUUUAAACUGCUAGAGCUGCUAGGCCAUUAUCAGGAACACGGUAGCAUCAUUGUAUUCGUUGACAAACAAGAGAAUGCGGACAUUUUGCUCAAAGAUUUGAUGAAAGCUUCCUACUCUUGCAUGAGUUUACACGGCGGAAUCGAUCAGUUCGAUCGUGAUUCGACCAUUUUGGACUUCAAAUCUGGAAGAGUGAAACUGUUGAUUGCAACCUCGGUGGCAGCACGAGGAUUAGAUGUGAAGCAAUUGAUUUUAGUGGUGAAUUAUGACUGCCCCAAUCACUAUGAAGAUUAUGUGCACAGAUGUGGUAGAACCGGCAGAGCUGGGAAAGACGGUUGCGCAUGGACGUUUCUUACUCCUGAACAGGGUCGAUAUGCCGGUGAUAUCAUCAGAGCCUUAGAGCAAUCUGGCUCUAAGGUUCCCGAAGACUUGCAAAAAUUAUGGGAGACCUAUAAAGGGGCUCAGGAAGCGGAGGGUAAAAAAGUACAUUCUGGUGGAGGUUUCAGCGGCAAAGGAUUCAAAUUUGACGAACAAGAAGCGGCUGCCGUUAAAGAGAACAAAAAACUCCAAAAGGCAGCACUGGGACUCCAGGAUUCGGAUGAUGACGAUGAUUUGGAAAAUGACAUUGAUCAGCAAAUCGAAAAUAUGUUUGCGGCCAAGCGAAAUAUUAAAGAAAUUGAGGCACCAGUAGUACCAGUCGUGCCGACUAUCGUUAAUCCUAAUCUUCCGGUUGCAUCACAAACCGACAAAUUAGAACUGGCAAAACGUCUGGCAUCGAGAAUAAACAUUGCCAAGAACUUAGGUUUCGAAGCGAAAGGUGCUACACAGCAGGCGGCUGAAGCAAUCCUAAAGGGCGGUCCAACACAAUCGCUGAUCACCGCAAAGACAGUGGCUGAACAACUAGCAGCUAAGUUGAACAACAAACUGAAUUAUCAGCCGAAAGAAGAAGACGAAGUACUGCCUCCCGGUGCCGAAUCAAUCUUCCGGAAAUACGAAGAGGAAUUGGAAAUUAACGAUUUCCCGCAACAAGCCCGAUGGAAGGUCACGUCUAAGGAAGCACUGGCACAAAUUUCCGAAUAUUCCGAAGCUGGACUUACAGUACGCGGUACCUAUGUGCCAACCGGCAAGAAUGCGCCGGAAGGUGAACGUAAACUCUACCUGGCCAUUGAAAGUUGCAGUGAGUUGUCCGUGCAGAAGGCAAAACGAGAAAUUACGAGAUUAAUCAAAGAGGAACUGUUAAAGCUGAGUACGGCCCAUCAUGUGUUCAACAAAGGCCGAUACAAAGUGUUGUAGUUCGGCUGAUGAAGUUUUGUUUUUGAAUACGAAUUGCGGCAAGAAUAUCGCCCUGUGUCUUACAUAUUUGUAUUUUGAGUAAAAUGGUAUUUGAAAUGACA
Messenger RNA from Bradysia coprophila, 3348 nucleotides. RefSeq names its product pre-mRNA processing factor 5 (gene Prp5). NCBI's taxonomy places the organism in Eukaryota, Metazoa, Arthropoda, Insecta, Diptera, Sciaridae. Gene Ontology annotation, molecular function: RNA helicase activity; nucleic acid binding; ATP binding. The record is from RefSeq and is a predicted model, not a curated record.